AUGUCGGAGGAAUCAAAUGAUAGAGUACUCUUAAAAGAGGAUAAAGGAUUUCUUGCAUUCUACAAAUCAUUAGACAAGAGUGAUAAUGUAAUUAGAUUCUUUGAUAGAAAGGGAUAUUAUUCAUUGCAUUGCGAGAAUGCAGUUUAUAUUGCAAUGUUACACUUCAAGUCGAUGAAGGCAUUAAAGUAUUGGACAGAGUCAAUAACAUCUACACCACUAAAGAAAGCAAGAACAGAUACAAAUUUAAAGACAAAACCAAAUGUAUCAUUGUUAUCGUCAUCAUCAUCAUCAUCAUCACAAGAUAACGAUUCAAACGAUGGUUAUGCAUGUCUGACUAUUAGAGAGGGUAUAGAGUUUGAAACGGUCUGUCAGAAGCUGCUGGCUGAGAAACUUCGCAUUGAAGUGUGGACACCGAAACCGAAUCGUUUGAAUCAAUGGGAGUGCUCGAGACAUUGUUCACCGGGCAACAUGCAGAUGUUCGAGGAUAUCCUGUCGGUGAAGGGUCAGUCGUUGAUGGUUGCGCUGCGCGUUGCAACCGUGCGUGGUAAUCGUGUGAUUGGUGCAGCGUUUGGUGAUGCCACUCUCAAGUCGCUCGGUGUCCUACAGUUUGUGGACAACGAGCAUCUCUCGAAUCUCGGAUCGUUCCUCUUGCAGAUGGGUGUCAAAGAGUGUCUGAUACACAUCGACGAUAAGAACGUCGACAACAAAAAGGUGGUAGAGAAACUACAGGAUUGCGACAUACCAUUCACCGACGUACCGAACGCCGACUUCAACGUAAAGAACAUCGAGCAAGAUUUAACAAGAUUAUUAGGUUCCGUUAAUAAUGUAUUAAAUGAACUUGAACAAGAAUAUGCAAUGCAAUCUCUAAGUUGUUUAAUUAAACAUUUAGAGUUACUAUGUAAUGAUAGGUAUUUUGGUAAAUUCAAGUUGGAGACAUUCAAUCUUGAUAGUUAUAUGAGAAUGGAUUCAGCUACGUUCAGAGGUUUGAAUAUCAUCAACGAGAAGGAAUCAAAUCAAUGUAACACACCUAUGGGUUCAAGAAAGUUAUCACAAUGGAUAAAACAACCAUUGGUUGAUUCAGAAGAGAUUGAGAAAAGAUUAGAUUUCGUAGAGAUAUUUACAAAUUCAUUGGAAUUAAGACAAUCACUUAGAGGUAAUGAUUUGAAAAAGAUAUGUGAUCUCGAUAGACUGUCAAAGAGAUUCGUUGGUUCCAAGGCAAACUUGGAGGAUUGUGUCAAUCUCUAUGAUAUUGUACAGAGAAUGCCAGUGUUGGUCAGUUCGCUACAGGCAUACGACGGUCAGUGUGCAGAGUUGAUUUCAAGUACUUUCGUUGAGCCGUUGCAAUCGAUCGUCGCUAACUUCUCGCAGUACCUGGCAAUGGUCGAGCAGACAAUCGAUCUCGAUCGUGCCAACGAAUCGCACGAAUUGUCACGUAAAGAUGAAAAGUUGAUAUCGAAUGCCAGCAAGUACUUUACGCACGCCACCAAUAAGGACGGUGUGCGUUUCUCGACUACCGAUUUGCGUCGUCUGAGCGACGAGUGUGGAAAGUGGUCGAAGCAGUACGCUGAGAGUCAGCAGGCGCUUGUCGACCAGGCACUACAGGUCGCCAGUAGUUUCGUGCCGAUCAUUGACGACCUAAGUUAUCUCAUUGCGCUGCUCGACGUCUAUGUCAAUCUGGCGCACAUCUCGUCGGUGGCGCCAACACCGUUCGUUCGUCCAAAGAUCUUCCCAAUGGGCACGGGCGAUACCGUUAUCAUCGGAGGUAGACAUCCAUGUGUUGAAGUACAGGAUGGUGUCAACUUCAUUCCGAAUGACAUCGAGUUGAACCGUGAGCGCUCACAGUUUCAUGUUAUCACCGGACCCAACAUGGGUGGAAAAUCCACGUUCAUUCGUCAGGUCGGUGUCAUCAUUCUGCUGGCGCAAAUCGGUUGCUUCGUCCCGGCGGAGGAGGCAUCGAUUUCCGUCGUCGAUUGCAUACUCACUCGUAUUGGUGCUGGCGAUAGUCAGCUGCGUGGUGUCUCCACCUUUAUGGCAGAGAUGCUCGAAACCUCGUAUAUCUUGAAGACCGCCACCAAGAAUUCGUUGAUUAUCAUCGAUGAGCUCGGUCGUGGAACUUCGACCUACGACGGAUUCGGUUUGGCUUGGGGUAUUGCCGAGUACAUUUGCAACCAGAUCGGAGCUUACUGUCUGUUUGCAACGCAUUUCCACGAGCUGACAGUGCUUGCCGAGUUGAUCCCGGUUGUAAACAACCUCCAUGUCUCUGCCAACAUCACCGACAACAGACUUACACUUCUCUACAAAAUUGAAAACGGUAGUUGUGACCAAAGUUUUGGUAUACACGUGGCUAUUAUGGCUGGAUUCCCAGAGGAGGUAAUUGAAAUUGCACGCUCAAAGGCAUCAGAGCUAGAGUCAUUUGAAUCAAACUCUUUGAAAAAGAAUAUACAUCAGUUUUUGGAGGAGUUCAAAUCAUUAAAUCUUGAUGAGAAUUCUCCCGACAAAGGAUUGGAUAUGGUCAAUAAUUUGCUAUUAAAAUAUCAAAUUGAUUUAGAUUAA
This is a messenger RNA of Heterostelium album PN500, 2553 nucleotides long. RefSeq names its product DNA mismatch repair protein (gene msh2). The coding region runs from base 1 to 2553 and encodes 850 amino acids. Gene Ontology annotation, molecular function: ATP-dependent DNA damage sensor activity; mismatched DNA binding; ATP binding. NCBI's taxonomy places the organism in Eukaryota, Evosea, Eumycetozoa, Acytosteliales, Acytosteliaceae. The transcript has 7 exons. Gene Ontology annotation, cellular component: nucleus; MutSalpha complex. Gene Ontology annotation, biological process: mitotic recombination; mismatch repair. The record is from RefSeq and is a predicted model, not a curated record.